Molecule: messenger RNA, 1506 nt
Organism: Aspergillus pseudotamarii
Lineage: Eukaryota; Fungi; Ascomycota; Eurotiomycetes; Eurotiales; Aspergillaceae
Product: recombinase RAD51
Exons: 4
Coding region: 239-1285 (348 amino acids)
Biological process (GO): mitotic recombination; double-strand break repair via homologous recombination; mitotic recombination-dependent replication fork processing
Cellular component (GO): condensed nuclear chromosome
Molecular function (GO): ATP binding; double-stranded DNA binding; ATP-dependent DNA damage sensor activity
Source: RefSeq, a predicted model, not a curated record
GCCACAUUGACCGUCUUGCGAGUCUUAAAUAAGGCUUCUAUUGUUUCCAAACCGGUGGCUACCGAGCAGUCUUUAGGGUAUUUGUCCGAGAAGAAACACUCCUAGCGCAGAAUCUACCUACAGUCAAGAUAAAACGCGUACUGUCGCGCUGAGAAGACUGUGCAAGACCAGUAGCAGUUGCUUGCUAUUACUCUUGGGGCUGGCUAGAGGGGCACUUUACUUGCCUACCUGAUUGAAAAUGACAGCAGAUAUGGAUACUCAGAAUGAAUAUGAUGAUAGUGGACUCCCAGGGCCCGGAGCCCCAACGCCACUUUCAGCUUUAGAAGGUGUUGCGGGCUUAACGGGAAGAGAUAUCAAAUUGUUUGUCGACGCUGGCUAUCACACUGUCGAAUCAAUUGCGUAUACACCGAAGCGUUUACUGGAACAGAUCAAAGGUAUCUCGGAGCAGAAGGCCACCAAAGUUUUGGUUGAAGCUGCCAAGCUUGUGCCAAUGGGUUUCACUACUGCAACGGAAAUGCAUGCUCGUCGAAGCGAGCUCAUAUCGAUCACGACAGGAUCUAAGCAAUUGGAUACUCUUCUAGGCGGUGGUAUAGAAACUGGAUCUAUCACCGAGAUAUUUGGAGAAUUUAGGACAGGUAAAAGUCAAAUUUGCCACACGCUUGCGGUGACUUGCCAGCUGCCAUUCGACAUGGGUGGUGGGGAAGGGAAGUGUCUUUACAUUGAUACUGAAGGGACAUUUCGACCGGUGCGUCUGUUGGCAGUUGCUCAACGGUACGGACUUGUUGGGGAAGAGGUGCUCGAUAAUGUGGCCUACGCCCGCGCUUAUAACUCAGACCACCAGCUCCAGCUGCUAAACCAGGCGUCGCAAAUGAUGUGCGAAACUCGUUUCUCGCUUCUUGUCGUCGACUCCGCUACAUCGCUGUAUCGGACAGAUUUCAACGGCCGAGGUGAACUAUCAACUCGACAAACACAUCUGGCUAAAUUCAUGCGUACCUUGCAGCGCUUGGCAGAUGAAUUUGGUAUUGCCGUCGUCAUCACAAACCAGGUCGUCGCUCAAGUCGACGGCGGCCCGAGCGCGAUGUUCAAUCCAGACCCCAAGAAGCCAAUUGGUGGAAACAUUAUCGCACACGCCAGCACGACCAGACUGAGCCUGAAAAAGGGGAGAGGAGAGACCCGAGUGUGCAAGAUCUAUGACAGUCCCUGUUUGCCCGAGAGUGACUGUCUUUUUGCCAUCAAUGAAGAUGGUAUUGGGGAUCCUAGCCCCAAGGACUUGGAGAAUAAUUGAGGAGCGAUGCAGCUAUAUGAAAUACUUAUGAUACCACGAUCGGUAUAUGUUUCUUACUUUCUUUGUCCAUUAGUACAUAUUGUUUAGUAUCUUGUUUUUGAUAGCAUAUGGUGUUUGUAGGAUUGUGUUAGAUAUUAUGUGUUGAUUGAGAUAAAAGUUAAUCACUUAAAAAAAGAACCAUAAUUUAUAUACAUGAAGAACAGGGGUCUUUCUUCCAACAA